This is a messenger RNA of Microthlaspi erraticum, 2043 nucleotides long. Lineage: Eukaryota; Viridiplantae; Streptophyta; Magnoliopsida; Brassicales; Brassicaceae. The record is from the annotation of a GenBank genome assembly.
AUGGCUUCACCGUUGCUUGGUCCACCAGAGCUCCGAGCCUCAGACUCUCUCCCAAAAUCCUCUGAUCCUAGCGACCCGUUCAUGGAUCUAAUGGUCUCAAACUUCAACAAGUCAGCCAAGCUCGAUGAUCCCUCUUCUCCUCAGAAGGGUCUGACCGAGAACGGUGCCGACACGUACCUCUCCGCAGGAAACCCUUGCCUAGACUUCUUCUUCCACGUUGUCCCAGACACGCCCAAGGAAUCUAUAGAGCAGCGACUCCAAGCUGCUUGGAACCACGACGCCUUGACCACUCUCAAGCUUAUAUGUAACCUCCGUGGAGUCCGUGGCACCGGAAAAUCGGACAAGGAAGGGUUUUACACGGCGGCGUUGUGGCUCCAUGGUUGCCAUCCCAAAACACUCGCAUGUAAUCUCGACUCCCUCUCAAAUUUUGGCUACUUCAAGGAUUUCCCGGAGAUUCUUUACCGGAUCCUAAAAGGAUAUGAGAUCCGUAGGAUCCAGAAAUCGGAAUGGGAACAAAGGAAAAACGGAAUCCGCAGACCAUACAGACCAAGAGAAACAUACUCUUACCGAGGCCGUCGAGGAAGAGGUCGCGGUGGCCGUAAUCUUAUUAAUAAGAGGCCAGAGGCGACGAGGGAGCUGCGGAUAGCGGACGCAGAGAAGAGACACCAAGCGGAGAAAGCCAAAGCGAGCUUGGAGCGGAAGAUGGAGAAGAUUUCGAUGGGGAAGAAAGCCUUUACCAGGUACUCUCACGAUCCAGAUUAUCGGUUUCUCCACGAACGCGUCGCCGAUCUAUUUGCAGAUUACCUGAAGAGAGAUCUCGGGUUUUUGACGUCCGGCGAACCAAACAAAAUCUCUCUGGCGGCCAAGUGGUGCCCGUCGCUUGACUCUUCGUUCGACAAAGCAACACUUCUCUGCGAGAGCAUUGCUAGGAAGAUCUUCACUCGUGAAGCUUUCCCAGAAUACGAAGGCGUCGAGGAAGCUCACUACGCUUACAGAGUUCGUGAUCGGCUGAGGAAAGAGGUUUUAGUUCCUCUCCGGAAGACUCUGCAGCUCCCGGAGGUUUACAUGGGAGCGAGAGCGUGGGGAUCUCUUCCGUACAACCGCGUUGCAUCGGUGGCUAUGACGUCUUACAAGGAGAUAUUCCUGGAGCACGACGCCGAGAGGUUUCAGCAAUUUUUGGAUGAUGCGAAAACAGGGAAAACGAAAUUGGCCGCCGGAGCUGUGUUGCCUCACGAGAUAAUUGGGGAAUUAGACGGCGGAGACGGUGGACAAGUCGCUGAGCUGCAAUGGAAACGGAUGGUGGAUGAUCUGAGAGAGAAAGGUUCGCUCACGAAUUGCAUUGCCAUAUCCGACGUUUCGGGAUCUAUGAGUGGUACUCCAAUGGAGGUUUCCGUUGCUCUGGGUCUUCUCGUCUCCGAGCUAUCGGAGGAGCCGUGGAGAGGGAAGCUGAUAACGUUCAGCCAGAACCCAGAACUGCACUUUGUGAAAGGAGACGAUCUGAGAUCGAAAACAGAGUUCGUGAGGAGGAUGCAGUGGGGAAUGAACACUGAUUUUCAAAAAGUGUUCGAUCUGAUUUUGAGUGUGGCGGUUGAAGGGAAACUGAAGCCGGAUGAGAUGAUCAAGAGGGUGUUCGUGUUCAGCGACAUGGAAUUCGAUGAAGCCUCGGCUCAUUCGCGUGGAUCGGAAACGGAUUAUUAUGCGUAUGGAUCGGCAACGGAUUCUUUAUCGGAUGAUGGAUCGGAAACGGUUUCCUGUUCGAGUGGAUGGGAAACGGAUUAUCAGGCGAUUGCCAGGAAGUUCAGAGAGAAAGGGUACGGCGACGUUGUGCCGGAGAUAGUCUUCUGGAAUUUGAGGCAUUCGAGGUCAACGCCGGUGCCAGCAAGUCAGAAAGGAGUAGCGUUGGUGAGUGGGUUCUCGAAGAAUAUCAUGAAAAUGUUUUUGGAUAAUGAUGGGCAGGUCGAUUCCGUAAUGAUGGGUCCCAUGGCGGUCAUGGAGAGUGCUAUAUCUGGAGAAGAGUACACCAAGCUUGUCGUGAUUGAUUGA